This is a messenger RNA of Hirsutella rhossiliensis, 2784 nucleotides long. RefSeq names its product spc97 / spc98 family domain-containing protein. The record is from RefSeq and is a predicted model, not a curated record. Gene Ontology annotation, biological process: microtubule nucleation; meiotic cell cycle; cytoplasmic microtubule organization. Gene Ontology annotation, molecular function: microtubule minus-end binding; gamma-tubulin binding. Bases 1 to 2784 code for a protein of 927 amino acids. Lineage: Eukaryota; Fungi; Ascomycota; Sordariomycetes; Hypocreales; Ophiocordycipitaceae. Gene Ontology annotation, cellular component: gamma-tubulin small complex; mitotic spindle pole body; equatorial microtubule organizing center. The transcript is spliced from 3 exons.
AUGUCCUCGGGCGGAACAAGAGCACCCAGUCGCGCAAACGGAUACGGUGACGAGCGAUCCAGACUUUCGGGCGCCAAUACCAGCUUCAGGAGCGAGCGCACCGAUGCCAAGGGCGGCCCGUCCUCCUCCUCCCAGCCCGGUGGUGCUCACUCCUCGGCAACGGGGACGGCGCACAAAAGAAGUGCGUCGGGGAAUCCGCGCUCGGCGACCCAGCCCGCCGACGAACGACGGUACGAGGAGCGCCGCGUCACUGAGCGGACGUACGAGGCGCACGUCGAGAGGGUGCGCACGACGAGCCCUGAGAAGCCGCAGCGACGCACUGUGCCCGUGGAUAAGAGGCCGUCUGGGUUGCGUCGGCAAAAGUCUUCGGAAUGGCGGCCCAAGGAACCGGCCACGGAACCUCCCCAAGCUCCGUGGAAUCCAGAGGUGACUUUGCUCCCACGCACUUCCGCCCCGUUGGCCUCAAGAGUGUCGAUUCCGCCGCUCGCUUCUACGGUCCCGCAGGCGCCCCAGCCGACACCCCUGGGUGAACUGUCGCUCGAAGUGCAGGAAGCAGCCAUAGUGGAAGACUUGCUCUUCGUCUUCAUGGGUUAUGAAGGCCAAUACAUCCGGUACGCCAAGGGGUUCGACUCCAGCGAAGAGCGCGAUCGUCUCUCUGGCCCGAGCUUCAGGAUAUUGCCGGGACUCGACCCGAGCUUGCACGACUUGACAAAGUCGAUGCUUAAAAUGGCAACCUACUACUCUGCCCUCGUGGCCUUUGGGGACGUGCAAAGCCGCGAGGAUUUCGGCGCCGUCAACCAUGCGCUGUGUGCCUCUGUCCGCAGGUUCUUGCAGGACUACCUCAUUAUGAUUGCCCAGCUGGAGACGCAGUUUCUCACCAGCGACACGUUUACCAUCCACGUACUCAAUAUACAGACCAUCUCGACGAGCCAGAUGAUGCUCCAGCUCUACUCGCUCGCUCAGGAGCUCCUCAAGAGGAACGCCUUGCUCGACGACGAAAGCGAAGAGGAUGACGACGAAAGUGAAGACGACUACGACAAGGUCAUCGAGAGGUUGACGGAUGGAGGCGACCUCUUGUCCGGGAACAUGACGGGCAAAAAGAUUUGCAAAGGCGGAGUCGUUCUCGGUAUAUUGACGAAGCGGCUGGAGACCAUGUCUGGGGAUCCUGCCGCGAGGGCUCUUCUCACCUCGCUGCUACGAGAUGCAAGCCGUCCGUACAUGGUUAUGUUGAACGAAUGGCUGCACCACGGCGCCAUCAAUGACCCCAACUCGGAAUUCCUCAUCAAGGAGCAAAAGAGCAUCAGGCGCGAGAGGCUGGAGCAGGAUUACACGGACGAGUACUGGGAGAGGCGAUAUACGAUUCGCGACCACGAUGUCCCGCCGCAGCUCGACGGCGUCAAGGACAAGGUCCUGUUGGCUGGCAAGUACCUCAACGUGGUUCGUGAAUGCGGCGGCGUCGACGUGAGCAAAGUCGUGGCCGAUGUCCCGACCUCGUUCGACGACAGCCACUUCUUGGACAACGUCAACAACGCAUACGCGCAUGCCAACGAGUCGCUGAUGCAGCUCCUGCUGACAACACAUGCGCUUCCCGCGAGGCUGCAAUCGAUGAAGCACUACUUCUUCCUCGAUCCCUCCGACUACUUCUCCUAUUUUCUCGAGUUGGGCUCUUCUGAGCUGCGCAAACCGGUCAAGUCGGUCAACACGGGGAAGCUGCAGUCUCUUCUGGACCUGGUCCUGCGCCAGCCCGGCAGUAUUGUGUCGUUGGACCCCUUCAAAGAGGACGUCAAGGUGGAGAUGAACGAAGUCACCCUGAUCAAGUCUCUGCAGCGGGUCGUCAACAUCACGGGCAUCGAGCAAGGCGAGGCGCUGCAGCCUCUCUCGUCGAACCAGCCGACGGAAAACGACAAGAACGCCACCGGCUUCACAUCGCUGCAGCUCGACUACGCAGUCCCCUUCCCCGUCUCGCUCGUCAUCAGCCGCAAGACCGUCUGGCGCUACCAGGCGCUCUUCCGCUACCUCCUCUCCCUGCGCUACCUCGAGUCGCAGCUGUCGGCGACGUGGCAGACGCAGACGCGGGGCGUCAGCUGGGCCCACAAGGGGUCCAACCGCGCGCUCGAGAUCUGGAAGCGGCGCGCGUGGACGCUCCGGGCGAGGAUGCUCGUCUUUGUGCAGCAGCUCCUGUACUUUUGCACGGCAGAGGUCAUUGAGCCCAACUGGACAAAGUUCAUGACGCGGCUGCAGCCGGGGGACGGGGACCAGGAGAAGAAGCCCGGCCUGAUGAGGACCGUGGAUGAGCUGAUGCAGGACCACGUCGACUUUCUGGAUACCUGCCUCAAGGAGUGCAUGCUGACCAACAGCAAGCUCCUAAGGAUCCACUCCAAGCUCAUGCAGACAUGCACCAUCUUCGCCGCCUACACGAACUGGCUCACGCGCGAGCUCGAAAAGUCGGACCCGGACCUGUCGGGCGCCACCAGGCCCAGCACCAUGACGGCCGACCAGUGGCGGCGCUUCCAGGCCUCGCGCGCCGCGCCGCGCGCCUCGGCCUCGUCGUCGCGCCACGACUCGCCGCCCCCCGGCGACGUCGACGCCCGCGUCGGCAAUCUCUCGGAGAUUAUCCGCAAGUGGGAGAGCAACUUUAGCAGGCACCUCCAGAUCCUGCUCGACGCCCUCAACCACUACGCCGCCACCGAGACGGUGGUGCUGCUCAGCCUCUGCGCGCGCCUCAGCACCGCCAACCAGGGCACCGAGUAUGCGGGGCUGAGGACCGACGAGGAGGUCGCUUGA